ACCAGGCGACUGUAUCAGGCUAAAUAACUUUAUAUUUCUGUUGAUGAUCAGUUAAAAGACUCACAUCUUGCUCUUUUCGAUUUCAAACAAGACAUAAAGAUAUUACAGAAAUCUAUCAGAUAACGUCGAGAUGAAUCUUAUAUUGUCUGUUGUCGUGUUUACCUCAGUGAUGUCAUACACAUCAGAACCACUGAAGGAAAAUUCGUAUGUCAACCAGCUCAUUGAAAGCUACGAGAAAAAGAUGGAUGCGGAUCUCGCCAAUUUGAAAUCUCAAAUACUCAACUAUCUUGACAAGAAAGAAAACAUAGCUUGUCUUACAACAGUUCCACCAACAACCACUCCUAAACCAACUACUGGUCAAUCAACCACUCCUAAACCAACUACUGGUAAACCGACAUCUGACAAACAUACCUCGACAACAAUGCAACCUGUGCCAGGAAACAGCAGUUGUGCGACUUUAUUUAAAUCUGGUGAAAGGAAAGAUGGUGUUUAUACCAUCAAUCCUGAUAAUCUCGGAGCGUUCCAAGUCAGAUGUGAUAUGACGUCUGAUGGUGGCGGAUGGACGGUGUUUCAAAGAAGAGUGAGCGGUAGUGUUGACUUCUAUCGUAACUGGCAAAAUUACUCCGAUGGUUUUGGUGAUCUUACUGGGAAUUUAUGGCUCGGCUUGGAUAAAAUACAUCGUUUGACAGAAUCAGGGCAAAAUGUUCUAAGGGUGGAUCUGAUGAACUUUGAUAACGAAACAGCCUAUGCAAAGUAUGUGACGUUUGCUGUGGCUCCAGAGUCUAGCAAUUAUACAUUGAGUGUUGAUGAUUAUUCAGGUAAUGCUACUAACUCCUUAAGUUAUCACGACGGACGUUAUUUCUCAACCUACGACAGAAAUGAUGAUAACCGUUGCGCUAGCGGCUACAAGGCAGCGUGGUGGUUCUAUGAAUGCUAUCAGUCCAGUCUGAACGGUCUGUACUUUAGCGAUGGACGUAGUUCUGAUUUUGGAAUAAGAUGGAAUGGAUGGUCACUAAAUUCUCUGAAAAAAGCCGAGAUGAAAAUCCGUCCUGCUUAAAUUUAGCACGACGACAAAGUUUUUUUCAGGAACUAUAUGAAAUGCUCAUUUUCUUUAUGUCUACUCCGUCAAAAGUCGAAAAAUUUAGAUGAAAAGAUAACGAUUCUCGUGUGCUAGUCUAAUAUUUGGAACAUUUAAAUAACUAUUUGUAAAGAUUUUAAAGUUUAAUUAUUGAAAAAUGUGUUCUAAGCAUUUUACCGCAUAACCUUUCAUCUGUGUUCCAAGAGUUGCAAUUAUCAGACAAGGUGUAAUGUAUCAAAUAUUUAUAAAUCUAUUUCAAUUUAUAUCAGUAUAAAUGAGGCCCCCUUAUAUGCAUGA
This is a messenger RNA of Dendronephthya gigantea, 1375 nucleotides long. RefSeq names its product fibrinogen C domain-containing protein 1-A-like. Lineage: Eukaryota; Metazoa; Cnidaria; Anthozoa; Malacalcyonacea; Nephtheidae. The record is from RefSeq and is a predicted model, not a curated record. The transcript has 5 exons. Bases 131 to 1057 code for a protein of 308 amino acids.